Molecule: messenger RNA, 1900 nt
Organism: Dinoponera quadriceps
Lineage: Eukaryota; Metazoa; Arthropoda; Insecta; Hymenoptera; Formicidae
Exons: 4
Coding region: 341-1084 (247 amino acids)
Source: RefSeq, a predicted model, not a curated record
GUUGAGGGUGCGAUCCACUAGGCGCUGCAAAUGCAUUGAGGUGUUCAACGAAAAGCCAUGAUUGGUCUACGGUGCUUCAAAGCAUCUGCACCGUCUAAUAAAUCGCAUCCCGAAGUUUCCGAACACAACCUGAUUGGGAUAUAUAUUUAGAUCUAAAAGAAUUGGUCAAUCGAAUGCAGAAGCUCAUUGAGUGCUCGGGGAGUGGUGUAUUUCCUGAAUGCGCCAAAUAAUUACUGAAAAAGAAAUUGUACGAUAAUGUAUAGGUACGCAAACUAAAGGAGAAAGUCUAUGCUUUUGGACAAAAUAUAAUUNUAUAUAUAUAUAUAUACACUAGUAGAAAAUGGCUUGUAUCUUGAGCAGAACUCCUAUUUUGUAUCGAGCUACUUACUUCAAGAGCGUCAUUUGUAAUCCUAUUGCUCAAGUUAUACGUGUGAAGAAUUAUGGACACUUUGAUCCUAUUAAAUCAGACUCCAUAUUAGAGAAGAAAUUAAAACUAAAGGACAAUAUAAGUGACGAUUACAAGCUGAUAUACAGAGAACAUACAACUAUACAUAGACUAAUCAUUCUUUCAUAUAAUGGCGGAUGGUUAUUCCUUUUCCUUUCAAUACUUAAUGCAAUAUACAUAAUUAUCACAGAUCCAACGCUGUCAAAACCAUAUAAACGUCUAUAUCAAGAAGAACCAGAUGAAAAAUAUUUAGAAGAGAACAUAGAUGAAGAAGGACGUCUAAUGAACACAGAUGAAGAAGGAAAUCCAUUGAUAACAAUGCAGCCUCCGUCUAAAUUUAGCAAGAUAAUUUCAGUAUUUGGCGGUAUAGUUACAUCUGCCAUACUCAUAAUAACCACCAAAACAAUGCCACUUAGAAUUUAUCACAGCCCUAAGCAAAAGUUGUUUAAAGGCAUGUUUGUAAGUAAUAUAAUACACGGAAAAAAAUUAGAAAUAUUCAGUGAAGGCUCUGCUGUAGUUAUGUUUCGCAAAUUUAUGCCAGAGGCAUUGUUUAAAAUCAAUGGUCGUAUUGUUUUACUGGAUAAAGAAUGUUUUGCAGUACAAAAGCUACGUGAGAUGAUGAUCCACAAAGCCAAGUAAAACUUCAUGUAUCUUCACAUUUAUUUAAAAUUUAUAUUGUAUCUAAAUUCCAUCAUUGCACACUUAUAGUUCAUCAUUUAUUGUAUAGUUUCACUCAUUAAACAAAUAAAAACAACAAAACCAAGGAAAUCGCGUGUUAUAGAAAUAUGUACAUAUUCUCUCUACACAAAAUACAUCUGCAUAUCUGUCUACAUAAUUAUGACUGUCAUUGCUUCUUUAAAAAAAUGUAUCUACAUUGUAACAGUAAAUUUUCUAUUUCGUCUCUUUCUUUUUUAAUCAAUAAUAAGCAUAUACAUAAUACGGUAAACAAAGUUUCUAAUAUAAUAAUACAUUCUAUUGUUUAAAUAAAUAAACAAAUUAUAUAUUAUUUAUAAAAAGAUCUUGUAAUCAAAUAUAUAUUAUAUAUAUAUUAAAUAAAUAAUACUUAACCACUUGCGCUGGCAAGAAAUUCACAAACGCGUGUGCCAGAACGGUCCAGUGUAACUCGCUGGGAGGCGUCACACAGUGUUCGAUGCCUUAGAGAAAUUGGAGAAAGACUUAUAUCUUCUAAACUAAUUUAGAAUAUAGGUUAUAUAUUGACAACUGUACGCUAUGCAAUGCAAUGAGAAUCAGUGCUCUGGCAAAGAAUCUCAGCCGAUAUGCCACGCACGUCGUUUCUGUGACAAUUGCCUGACGACGUGUAUACCACGUCGUUGGCGAUUUUGCGACAAAAGCAUUACGACGUGCGUAGCACGCUUUCCAGCGCAAGUGGUUAAUACUCUUAUUAAGUAUGUAAUUAGAAAAAAAAUUUUAAUAUAUAAACAUAAAAUUUAUGAA